AUGGUCACCGUCCCGCCCUACCUGCAGAUCUCGCAGCAAAAGCUGAAAGAGCGCGCUGCCCAAAUCCCAACUGAAUAUUUGCUUACCCCCGAACAGCUCUCACAGUUGAACUCCCAACACAACAUCACGCACCUCCCUAGAUCUGAGGAGUUCUUCACCCCCGCCGAGAUCACAAUAAUCAACUCCUCCGCGCCAACCAUCGUCGCAAAGACCAGCGCCGGCGAGUGGAGUGUGCAGGAAGUGAUAGAGGCGUUUCUUAAAGCUGCGAUGAUUGCGCACCAGGCGACAAACUGCCUCACAGAGAUCCCCAUCCCUGAAGCUCGCGCGCUCGCAAAAAGCCUUGACACCACCCCAACUGCUCCACGAGGCCCCCUCUAUGGUCUCCCCAUCUCGCUCAAAGACUGCUUCAACAUCUACCCCUCCGUCUACUCCACCUCUCUGGGCCUCACCGCAUGGGCCACCGCACAGACCCCCGCACCCCCCGAGUCCAUACUCGUCACGCUCCUCCGCGACCUCGGCGCAAUCCCAGGCCACGUCAAGACCAACGUGCCUACCGGGAUGAUGAUGAUCGAGGGCGAGAACCGCCUCUGGGGGCAGACUCUUAACCCAUUCAGCAAGGUUCUCUCCCCCGGGGGAUCGUCAACUGGCGAGGGUGUGCUCGGUGCGCUGCGCGGCGCCCUGGUCGGCGUCGGAACAGACAUUGGCGGGAGCAUCAGGGUCCCGGCGAGCUGGGGGGGACUGUAUUCGCUGAAGCCGUCGUCUGGGAGGUUCCCGAUUAUGGGGACGAGGAGCAUUAUAAGUGGGCUGCGCGCGAUCAAUAUGGUGAAUGGGCCGAUGGCAGCAGAGCUGGAGAGCGUGAGGAUGUAUUGUAAGGCUGUGGUGGGCGCGGAGCCGUGGAGGUAUGAUCCGGGGUGUGUGCCGAUUCAGUGGCGGGAGGGGCAGAUGCCGGUGGGGAGGAAGUUGAGGGUUGGGGUGCUGAGGAAUGAUGGGGUUGUGAGGUGCCAGCCGCCGGUGGAGAGAGCGGUGGAUACUGUUAGGAAGGCGCUGGAAGACUCGGGGGAGGUGGAGGUUGUGGACUGGGAACCAUUCAAACACGCCGAAAUCAGCACCCUUGUGGGAAGAAUCUUGACCGCUGACGGCGGCCGCUAUAUCGCCGGCCUAAUCAACGCAACCCAGGAGCCCUGGUACGACUCGAUGCUCCCCUACAAGGCUGUGUCUAGCUCCCCCGACACCGACAUCCCUACCAGCGCCAUGUGGGGGCUGCAGAACCUCCAGAGCACCCUACAAAAGGAGCACCUCGACCACUGGCGCGCCAGUGGCGUGGACGCCGUGAUUGCACCUGUGGCGCCGUGGGCGGCUGUCCGCAGAAGGGCGAGCGCAAGGAUGCCGUAUAUGGGGUACACGUCUGUAUGGAACUUCCAUGACUAUGUGGCGGCGACGCUGCCAGUCACGAUGGCGGAUAGGAGCGUGGAUCUCAGGGAUGAGGGAUAUGUGCCGGUUAAUGAGAUAGAUAGGGCCGUGUGGGAGGACUAUGAGCCUGAUGUGUAUCAUGAGGGGCCGGCGGGGGUGCAGGUUCUAUGUGGGAGGUUGGAGGAGGAGAAGUGUUUGGAGGUGGUGGGGUUUGUGGAUGCGUUGUUGAGAGGUAAGGCAGCGAGUGAUGGGAUGUGA
Morchella sextelata is the source of this 1668-nucleotide messenger RNA. RefSeq lists its product as uncharacterized. The transcript has 3 exons. The record is from RefSeq and is a predicted model, not a curated record. NCBI's taxonomy places the organism in Eukaryota, Fungi, Ascomycota, Pezizomycetes, Pezizales, Morchellaceae. The coding region runs from base 1 to 1668 and encodes 555 amino acids.